This is a messenger RNA of Melampsora larici-populina 98AG31, 3561 nucleotides long. RefSeq lists its product as uncharacterized. Gene Ontology annotation, molecular function: ATPase-coupled monoatomic cation transmembrane transporter activity; ATP binding; ATP hydrolysis activity. Gene Ontology annotation, cellular component: membrane. The transcript has 12 exons. The record is from RefSeq and is a predicted model, not a curated record. NCBI's taxonomy places the organism in Eukaryota, Fungi, Basidiomycota, Pucciniomycetes, Pucciniales, Melampsoraceae. Gene Ontology annotation, biological process: intracellular calcium ion homeostasis. The annotation marks the transcript as partial.
ACUCGCCAGUCUGUAUAUUUUGUAGAUGAAGAUAUGCAGAUUAAUUUCUUUGGUUGGGGAUUAGUAUUCUGGAAAGCUGCACUCUGGAAAUUGGGUUGUAUCUUUUCAUUUGGUAUACUUUGGUUGAUCGGUCGAUGGAAGGUUGCAUGGAUGCUCAAAUCUCGAGGAAAAGAAACUUCUUUUUCCGAGGCUUCUCACCUCGUUAUCAAUACCAAUGGCGGAGAUGGUCACAUUGUUCGAUUAGAAACCUUGACGUUCAAUGAUCCACUUCCAUUGGUCACUGUCUUUCCACCCAGUCUGCGUACACCACCGGCUUGUCGCGAGCAGGCUACCACUGUACCGUCUCUCUGUAAAUCAGGCGGUGGAGCUUCCAAAACAACAAGCCCUCGAAUGUCAACUGUCACCUUGGCACAGUCCUGCGGCUCCUCGUCGACUUCUCCCGAAACCGUUCAGCUUACUCAGAUCAAGUAUUUCGAUUAUCGAUAUCACCGAUUCUUUCUUCAUCCUAUCACUAUGCAAUUUCGAAUGGCCCGAGACUGGCAAGACCCCUGUUGGUUGACUUCACUUUCGAAUCUUGCAAAGGGACUCGACUAUAAAGACAGUACGUCUAGGCGCCAAUUGUUUAGCGAGAAUGUUAUGGAAGUCAAAGGAAAGACUACGGCCCAACUGUUAGUGGACGAAGCCCUUCAUCCUUUCUAUUUAUUUCAAAUCGCUUCAAUCAUUCUAUGGUCAAUGGACGAUUACUACUAUUACGCGCUGUGUAUUGCAGCAAUCAGUAUCAGCAGCGUCCUGACGACUUUGUUCGAAACCAAGCGUAACCUCGCGCGUAUGCAAGAGCUGUCGCGUUUUACCUGUGAUGUCACGGUUUUGCGGGGUACUACAUGGGUGUCUGUGAAUUCGGUGGACCUUGUGCCGGGCGAUGUGAUCGACGUUUCAGAAGCUAGCCUGCACACCUUUCCAGCCGACUUACUUUUGUUAUCAGGUGAUGCAAUCGUCAAUGAGUCAAUGCUCACUGGAGAGUCUAUUCCGGUUUCAAAGCUUCCGGCUGCAGAGUCCACGCUCAAGGAGAUGAGUAACAUGGUCGGCGAUCCGUCUCCAACGUUGGCGAAGCAUAUCUUGUUUUGCGGCACAAAAAUCAUUCGGAUCAGGAAGGCUACUCGGACACGUCAAUCUGAUCCUACUCAUGUUGUCGAAGCUGCCAAAGCUAUGGUGAUUCGUACAGCCUUCAAUACCACUAAAGGUGCCUUGAUCCGAUCCAUGCUGUUUCCGAAACCCAUGGAUUUUGCAUUCUAUCGAGACUCGUUCCGGUUUAUUGGUGCUCUUGCAUUGAUCGCCGGUUUUGGAUUUGUGGGAAGUGCGAUAAAUUUCUUACAGAUGGGCAUCAAAUGGAGUACCAUCUUGAUCCGGGCUUUGGAUUUGAUCACAAUCGUCGUUCCACCCGCCUUACCAGCAACAAUGUCAAUCGGUACCUCUUUCUCUAUGGCACGUUUGAGGAAGCUGGGGAUAUUUUGUAUCUCACCCAACAGAGUCAACAUCGGUGGCAAAAUCAACUUGGUAUGUUUUGAUAAGACUGGUACAUUGACCGAAGAAGGUUUAGAUGUGCUCGGCGUUAGAACAGUCGAUCGUUCUCAUGGUGACUUUAGUGAACUGUACGAUGAGAUUGAAGACGUACCAAUCCUUGCGCCAGAUGAUAAGAAAACUCCUCUUAUGCACGCCUUGGCCACCUGUCAUGGGCUGAAAGUAGUCAAUGGACAAGUUUUGGGUGAUCCGCUGGAUCUAAAGAUGUUUCAGUUCACAAGGUGGUCAAUUGAAGAAGGUGAUCAAGGCUCGGCCCUUGCCGGUUUAAUGGCCGAACGACAGGCUGCACUUGUCCAGACGAUCGUUCGACCACCGGGUGGAACUAGUUUUGAAGUGGAAGAUGCGAUGAAAUCAACUCGGUUCUUGGAACUCGGUAUUAUUCGAACUUUUGACUUUGCUUCGGAGUUACGAAGAAUGAGUGUGCUCGUUAGGAAGCUGAAGUCUCCUAGCAUUGAAGCUUACGUCAAGGGUGCACCAGAGGCUAUGAUUGAUAUCUGCGAAAAGGACAGUUUACCCAAGGACUACGAAGAACUUUUAACCGACUACACUCGCAACGGUUAUCGUGUGAUCGCUGUGGCGGCCAAAUCGUAUCCUAAAUUAACUUGGCUCAAAGCUCAACGUCUGAGUCGAGCGGAUGUGGAAUCUGAUUUACGAUUUUUGGGGUUCAUUAUCUUUGAAAACAAGCUCAAACCAGGUACCGAGCCUUCGAUUCAUGUUCUAAGGAAUGCUCAUAUUGGGAUCAAGAUGUGCACUGGAGACAAUAUUCGUACAGGGAUUAGUGUUGGUAGAGAAUGUGGGAUGAUCUCUCCUUCUGCUCGAGUUUAUAUGCCAGUCUUUGCUUCUGGCUCGCAAGCCGUAGCGGGCUCAACGAUCAUGUGGUUCGAUAUUGAUACCGAGUCCAAAAGACUAGACCCCUAUACCCUCAGGCCUAUUCUCGAUAUGGACGACCACGAUGGCGACCAAAGCAUCUUGAGCUCUUGUUCCAGUGGUUCGACAGACUAUGUUCUCGCAGUCAGCGGUGACGUUUUCCGUUGGAUCAUGGACUAUGGAGCACUAGAAACUGUACAACGGAUGCUUUAUAAAACGGUGAUCUUUGCUAGGAUGUCACCAGACGAGAAACACGAGCUGGUGGAACGAUUACAAGGCUUGGAUUACACCGUUGGCUUUUGUGGUGAUGGGGCAAAUGAUUGCGGAGCUUUAAAGGCAGCUGACGUAGGCUUAUCGUUAUCGGAAGCUGAAGCAUCAGUAGCAGCGCCUUUUACGAGUCGACAACCUGAUAUCUCAUGUUUCAUUGAAGUGAUUCGUGAAGGGAGAUGUGCUCUUGUCACGAGUUUCUCUUGCUUCAAGUAUAUGGCAUUGUAUAGCUUAAUCCAGUUUACGACCAUCACUUUGCUAUACAGCUUGCCAUCUUCUUUGGGAGAUUUUCAAUUUCUUUACAUCGAUCUUUUCAUCAUCAUCCCUAUAGCCAUUGCCAUGGGACGCACUCAUCCCUAUGGUCGAGUGGUACCAAAGCGACCGACUGCGAAAUUAGUUUCAAAACGAGUUUUAGUUUCAAUGAUUGGUCAAGUAGCCAUUAACUCUACAAUCCAAGCUAUUUUGUUUUGGCGAGUUCGAUCUCAAGAAUGGUAUGAACCCCAAAUGCCUGAAGCAGGGGAACAUAAAUUACCUACAUCCAAUCCAGAAAACUCUACACUUUUUCUCGUUUCGAUUUUCCAGUAUGUGUUGGUUGCUGCUACAUUCUCAGUUGGACCUCCGUAUCGAAAGGAGAUGUUCACCAAUUCUCUCCUUGUGAUUUGUUUAGCAGGAUUAGGAGGGUUUUCGACUUACAUGUUAUUCGUCACAUCAGGAUGGUUUUAUGAUAUUUUACAAUUAGUACCACUUACACAUGAAUUCAGAUUAGAAUUAGCCUUAUGUGUGAUUGGAAAUGUAGUGAUGAGUAUUUGGUUUGAAAGUGUUGGAGUUCAACCGAUUGCUUUAUGGGUU